GUGUUGGUGGACGAGGAGCAGAGGGCGCUGUACGACCGGUAUGGGGCGGCAGCACUGAGCCGCGACUUCACGGCGGGCAGGGAGGCCAGUGUGCAGCGCAAGGGAGCGGCGUGGGAGGCGUUUGACACGUGGGACGAGUUCCAGCCGUUCCAGCGCAAGACGCGCAAGGGCGACGCCAGGCAGGCAGCGGCAAGCAGGUGGUCGUCAGACAGCGAGAGUGAGAGUGAGAGCGAGGCAGAGGCUCGGGUAGUGGAGGCGGUGACAGGCGAUGUGGUGGAGUACCCGCUCUCUGCUGCUGUCAGGGACAGAUUCGACGACGGCCGCAUCAAAGGCGUUGGCUUUGUGGUUGGCCGCAAUAAAGACCGCGGCGACCGCCACAAGCUCCCACCCGAGAAUCUGGGGCUGGUGGAGAUAGAGCCGCUGUUCCAGGAGGCGGGCGAGGACGUGUGGCAGACAGACGCCCUGGAGAGUGCCGCCUUUGCCUAUCUGGCAGACCUCAGAGUGUUGCGCACAGAGUUUGACAAGAGGACCGACUCGUGGCGCAUUCUGGAUGUGCUGUCCCCGGGGUGUGGCAGCCCCGUGUAUGACGAGGAGAUUAUCGUCUAG
Molecule: messenger RNA, 606 nt
Organism: Closterium sp. Yama58-4
Lineage: Eukaryota; Viridiplantae; Streptophyta; Zygnematophyceae; Desmidiales; Closteriaceae
Source: the annotation of a GenBank genome assembly